UGGUGACUGUACCAGCCUGCAGUCAGUGCUGGGAGUGUUUGAGGACUUGUCCUUACAUGUCUGUGUGAGAUUAUGUCCAGGCAUGUACCAGUGUUUCACAUAGGAGGGCCCAGUGAGUCAGACCUCUGUCUGUCUUAUAAAAGCUGAACAGUGACACAGCAGGGCUCAGAUGAUCUUUUGUUGUCAGUGAGGAAGCUUUAUUAGAAUCUGCUUAGAGCAAUGUGUAAAAUUAUGGCCACUCACAAACGGAUCCUGAGCUCCCUGGGGAAUGGGCCUACCCGAAGAAACCUCUUUGGCCCAGUUGACAGAGAGCAGCUGACAGUGGAGUACCAGGCUGCCCUGCGGAAAGACCUGGAGGAGGCUUCACGACGCUGGGGCUUUGACUUUAUCUCCGAUAAGCCUCUGGAGAGCAGUGAUUUCCAGUGGGAGGGGAUCCCAGGUACCAAGGUGCCCCUGCUGUACCGCUCCUGUAUGUUCGGUGUGGGUCCAGCACAGGGUCGCAGUGAAGUGGUGGCAGCAGUUUACCCUAAAGCAGGAAGGGUGGGUCCAUCAGAAAGUGAGAAGGAAAACAUCCUAAGAACCCCAGAGAGAUGUCCACACAACCUGGAGAAAACCCCAGAGAAAAGAGAGAACACAGGACUCAAGAGGAAACAGACUAAUAUAACAGAUUUCUAUCAGGCUAAAAGAAGAGUAGUGGGAACGCCGAGGAAAUCUGGCGAAUGAUUCCUUUUUGUUUUGCUUUUUUAAAUUUUUUUUAUUUUUUGCAGUUUCAUGCAAAGGUGCCAAAAUACCCACAUCCUCCCAGACCGUACUACACUCAGGACUACACAGACUCUGCACAAUCCAUCAUGUGGAGGAUUUGAACUCAGUAAAUCAUGUCAAUGGAAGGGACCUCAGCUACG
Sphaeramia orbicularis (orbiculate cardinalfish) is the source of this 902-nucleotide messenger RNA. It is a transcript of the gene cdkn1a, whose product is annotated as cyclin dependent kinase inhibitor 1A. Gene Ontology annotation, cellular component: cyclin-dependent protein kinase holoenzyme complex; nucleus. Bases 220 to 723 code for a protein of 167 amino acids. NCBI's taxonomy places the organism in Eukaryota, Metazoa, Chordata, Actinopteri, Kurtiformes, Apogonidae. The record is from RefSeq and is a predicted model, not a curated record. Gene Ontology annotation, biological process: negative regulation of cyclin-dependent protein serine/threonine kinase activity; DNA damage response; regulation of G1/S transition of mitotic cell cycle. The transcript has 3 exons. Gene Ontology annotation, molecular function: cyclin-dependent protein serine/threonine kinase inhibitor activity.